AUCCAACUUUAUUUGUAUUUUCAACCAUUUGAUUCAAUGGUAAGACACUUGAAAUUCAUAGGAGCUAUAUAGCAUCUGAUUCCAGAGAAUUAUGCAGGAACAGGCAGUAUCAAUUUUAAUUUUCGUUAAUGGGGAAUAUUCUAUCCCACUCACUCUGACCAGUGACACCCAAAACUUCUUGAUUAAGCCUCUGACUCCUAGUCUCGAAGGGAACAUUAUCUGUUAGUUUCUAGGUGGAUUCCUUCUGGAGGAUAAAGCUAAAAAUCAGUGUCCUUUUGCUCAAGCUCUCUAUGACAACCAUUAAAUUUGGACAUCUUUGCACAAGAUAGAGCGUAGAGUAUAAGCUUAUCAUUAGUCAUAGUCUCAUAGACAGUCCACUGUUCUUAGUUAUUUUGGUUCUCAAGUGCUGCAUUCUGACACUCUUGAAUGGAGCCCGGAGCUACAAGGAGGACGAACCGGUUUUCUUCAUAUGAGAGGUUGGUCGCCAUCGGGUUGGCACUUCUAGCUGUGCUUUCUCCUCUCUAUAUUGACCGCACAACAGUGGAUGAUUCAGAACUUGACUUGCAAGAGCCCAUCAAUUUUGCUGCUUGGCUGCCCCUGCUGCUCGUGGUGUUGAUCUUGGCCAUCACUUUGUCGCUUUACUUGGACCGAAGCUUUACCAGGUUCGAUCCUUACUGGAUUUACAGAGUUGGCGGUUCUUCGAGUGGGAUUAUAAUAACUCUCCUGGUUCUGGCGUUGGUUUUGAAGUGUAAAGCUUCUGUUUGGAACCGGGAGGCUUAACUCAACUCCUUUUGCAGUACUAUUACGUUUUUCUGCUAUGUAACUUGGGUACUGGUUUUAACAGGGCAAAGUUCAUGUAUCUUUCUAUAAUAAAAGUAAGCAGUUUCUCGUUGAA
Messenger RNA from Rosa chinensis, 895 nucleotides. RefSeq lists its product as uncharacterized. Lineage: Eukaryota; Viridiplantae; Streptophyta; Magnoliopsida; Rosales; Rosaceae. The record is from RefSeq and is a predicted model, not a curated record. The coding region runs from base 427 to 780 and encodes 117 amino acids. The transcript has a single exon.